UCGGGUAAGGGCGGGGAGGUGGGAGGAGGAGAGUGGCAGCAGUCGCAGCAGGUCGGCCGCCGGAGCGGCGCGCAGGGGAUUGUGGGAUCGCAGCGGUGGAGAGCGAGGAAAAAAAAAAAAAGUGACGGGCGAGCGCGAGCGACACCCCCGCGAGCGAGGGAGGGGGCUCGAGCCCGCAAGCCAUGUUCUGGAAGUUUGACCUCCAUACGACCUCUCAUAUCGACACCCUCUUGGAGCGUGGCAACGUGACCCUCUUUGAGCUGCUGGACGAAGAGGAUGUGUUGCAGGAGUGCAAGGUGGUCAAUCGAAAGCUGGUGGACUUCCUGGUGCAGCCUGAGCACAUGGAAGCGCUGGUCACGUGUGUGACCGAGGAGCCCCCAGGAGAUGUGGACGAGAGAGUGCGCUACAAAUACCCAAGUGUCUCGUGUGAGAUUCUGACGUCGGACGUCACUCAGAUAAAUGACGCUUUGGGCGAGGACGAGUCCCUCUUGCGGCGCCUCUACGGUUUCCUCCAGACUGGCGACAUUCUCAACCCGCUGCUGGCCAGUUUCUUUAGCAAGGUCAUGGGGAUCCUGAUCAACCGCAAGACUGAUCAGAUAGUUGCCUUCCUGCGCAAGAAGGACGACUUUGUCAACCUGCUGCUGUGCCACAUUGGUACCUCGGCCAUCAUGGACCUCCUGUUGCGGCUCCUCACCUGCGUGGAGCAGCCACAGCUCAGGCAAGACGUGUUCAAUUGGCUUAACGAGGAGAAGAUUGUUCAGAGGCUAAUUGGGAUGAUCCACCCUUCAAAAGAUGACAAUCAACAUUCCAAUGCUUCACAGUCCCUGUGCGACAUUAUCCGGCUGAGCCGUGAACAGAUGAUCCAAAUCCAGGAUAGUCCUGAGCCUGACCAGCUACUGGCCACACUUGAGAAGCAGGAGACUAUCGAGCAACUCCUAAGCAAUAUGCUGGAUGGAGAACGGAGCGAAUCCGUCAUCGUCAACGGCAUCCAGGUCUUGCUGACUCUGCUGGAGCCACGCAAACCCAGGACGGAGAUGGGAGACAUGGGGGGCUUUUACUGCAAUCUGGAGGGGCAGAUGGAGAUGACCGUGCCGACCAAUGAAGUGGCUUCCAGCCAGGCCAGUCUGGGCACUCUCCUUGCCAUCAAACAACGCCUCAGGGAGCUUCACCAGCUGCUCCUCGACCCGCCAAAGAAAGAGUCCCUUCAGACAACUUGGGGUAUCCUGGACCCCCCGCUGGGAAACACACGCCUACACGUGGUGAAGCUGCUGGCCAGCUCGCUGGGCACCGAAAAUGCAGCGCUGCGAGAUGAGAUUAUAGAACUCGGGGCUGUCAACACAAUGUUGGACCUCUACUUCAAAUACGCAUACAACAACUUCUUGCAUGCUCAGGUGGAGGCCUGCCUUAGCAAUGUUUUCCGCUCCCAUACUGGGGAUGAGACCAUUGAAAACCACUCGGAGCCCUUGCCAGAGAGCCCCGUCAUCCAGCACUUGCUGCAGAAGUGUCGCUUAAUCCAAAGAAUCUUAUCUGCCUGGGAAGAAAAUGAACAGUCACAGUCGGAUGGGGGCAGACGCAAGGGCUACAUGGGGCACCUCACCCGCAUUGCCAACGCCUUAGCACAAGGCUCUGAGAAGUGGCCCCACUCAACCCUCAUCAAGCAGCUUUUGAAAGAGCUGCCGGAGGACGAACAAGAGCAGUGGGAGAAGUUUGUCUCGGGGCCUUUGUUGGAGACUAACAAGAAGAACACUGUGAAUCUCGUCAACAUGCACAACCUGCACUCGUCCAGUGAUGAUGAUGAGAAUGACCUCAAGGAGUUCAGCUUCUCCCAGGAGGCUGUGCUGCAGCAGGCCUUUGUCGACUAUCAGUUGCAGCAGAUGACGUCGGCGUUCAUCGACCACUUUGGCUUUAACGACGAAGAGUUUGGCGAGCAGGAAGAGAACGUCAAUGCUCACUUCCGACAGCUGCGAAGUGCCCCCUUUGACAAGACGGCCAACAUCACUUUCUCGUUGAACGCGGACGACGACAGUCCCAACUCCAACCUCUUUGACCUUUGCUACAAGGAACGGAUCCAACAGUUUGAUGACGACGAAGAGGCUGACGGUUCUGAUGGGGAGGAUAUUUGGCAAGAGAAGGAAGCCGCUGUCUCUUCUGGCCAUGCGCAGCCCACGGCAGCCAGGAGCGUCGGAAGCACAGACAGCGAGGACAGUGAAGAUUCAGAAGAAGAAGCUGAGGAGGAAGAUCCUGGCGGGGGAGACGGAGAAACCGCUCCGGUCAGCAACGGCUGCAGUGAAAAGACGGAGGAGGAGAGAGCAUCGGGAGAUCCCAGCUGGGCAGAAGAUUCCUCUACUGUGCCCCCCCAACCUGUGGCUGCUGACACCGGAGCAGCAGUGUGGGACAGGCCGAGUUCAGAUUCCUCCUGCUCCACCACUGAUGAGAACUGGGCCUCCUUUGCUGAACCCCAUGCACAACAAGAAAGUCCCUCCAAAGCACUCGCGGGUCCUCCUAAUCCUGCCAACCUCCCUCAGGAAGUGACGCAAAGCAAUGUAUCCCCCACCGAAGCCUCUAGUGUGCAACAGGAUCUACCCACUCCAGACACAGGCCCGCCAGAAGGAUGUGACCCACCACAUCCCACCACCGGGACAACAGUAGCCAGCACAGUAGAACCUUCCCCAUCUACCUCUGAUUCUGCCCAGCUGCUCCAGGGGACUACAGAGGCUCCUGAAUCUGAGCACAGCUCCCCACAGACAGAACAGCAGCAGCCAGCAGCAGCCAGAUAAAGCCUCUCUGUGGGUCUCGUCACUGGGGAAGCUCACAGCCGCUCGCUCGAUCAAGUCCAUUUUGCAAUGGACUGUCCCCAGUCCUUCCGGUGCCUUCACCCCUGUGGGCAGGUGGGGGGGGGGGUGCAGAAGAGAAAGCAGCAAGAAGGCAAAGAAAGAGCCCGGCCUCUCUCCCUCCCCUACCCCUGGCAAUCACUGAAGAAAUCAGGACCCGGUACCAGCAAGCGCCUGCAAGAGAAGUGGACGAGCGUGCACAGGGUGGCAAAAGCAUCUUCCCCCCUUGUGGUACCUUGGUUGGUGAAGCCCAACAACGUUGCGUCCCCAGCGGGGAGCGGGGGAGCAGUCUCCUCUGUUGGCACAGCGCCUCCCCCCCUGCUUUUCCAAACGCGUAUCCACAUUUCUGCACUGAGCAAAACCUGUCUGUUUGAUGCAAUUAAAAUUGACACUUGAAUCAUACCAGAGGUCUGCUGAACGGGGCAGGGAGAUAAGGCAAGCAAAACCUCUCUUGACGGCAUGGAGAGCUCCUCUUCCGUAGGACGGCCCCACCCGCGAGCACAAGCCUGCCACAGCCUUUCUGUCUCUCUCUCUCUCUCUCUCUCUCUCUCUCUCUUUCUCUCUCUCUCCCCCCCUCCCGUCUACUCCCAACAUGUCGUUCGUAGGGACCGGUUGGGGACUUGCCGAAGUCCCCGCGCAGGGUCGUGAAUUUGCUGCAGAGGUUCGUCACGAACUUCACUGAGGUCUGCUACCUUGAGCAAUAGGGUCUAGGAGGGCAGUGAGGGGGCGUGGGGGUUUGUGACAAAUGGGGGGGGGGUCAAUGCAUUUUUUUGAAAAAAGAAUUGCUUCUUAACGUGUUUGCACACAUACGUGGUCCCUAGUGUGAAGCUGACAUCUGAGAUGGUCCGGUGAGGUGACCGAAAGAGCUAUGUGCUCUUGGUGCCCCUGCUGAAAAUCUAGGGGGUGUCACCCCUGCCCGGAAUCAUCUAGGGGUUCCAGCCCCCACUAGGAACCUUCCCUUCCCUAGGCUGGGCGGCGGGGAGGGUCUUCAGCCUCUCAGAUUUUAGAGUGUGCGUGUGAGAGAGAAAGAAAUUUGAAUUAAUACCUCCCAAAAUUAUUCUGGUUUCUCUGCCUCUUCAGUAUGUUCACCAGCUCACUGGUGUUUAAGCUAAACCCUUCUCCCUAGUUUCCUUCUAAAGGCAAUGCCUCCCCUGACCCCAGUUUUCAGCACUGGGUUUUGUUUUUUGUUUCUGUAUCAACUAUUGAAGGGCUUGAUCAAGAACUCCACUGUUUCCCUGCAGAUCCGUGCAACACCCUUAAGCAGGGGAGAGAAGCACAGUCGCACGCCACUGCAUUUGUUUCCUGUGGUAUAAGCUCUUUGAAAUCCAUGCACCUAGGACAAUAUUGAUUUCGUCCUGGUGCGAGUGGGUGUGUGCCAUCCAGGUCCCCAAAAGGAAUGUCCAUAAUUUAGGAAAGGCCGAAGAUUCCUCAGGAGGGCGUGGGCGAUUGGGCACAGCUGCAUUGUUCAGGUACGAGAUUCCAGCUGCGCUUUCAGAAGGAAAGAACUGGUGCUCCGUGCGUUCCGGCCUGUUUUGUUUGCUGCCCUUAACGGCAAUAGGCGUUUUGUCUCUCAAAUUCAUCCGAAGGACGGGACCGAAAAAUUGAGCGCUUAUCUAAGCUCAUCGGAAGGAGCAUCUUUAGGGCGUUUUGGCCUUGUAGUGCUGGAGGAAAACUUCCAGCGUGUGGUAGCAGAACGUCCCAAAGUGGGAACUGUAUUGUCCGGCAUAUUCUCCAUCUGCUCACCACUCCUGGAGUUUACUUGGGCUUUGUAGCCGUUGUUAAAAACCAGACUCCUCUGCCUUUUCCUGAGUUUCAGAGUCCUGCGUAACACACCAGACCCUACUGUGGUUGUAAGGAAAGCCCAGGGGUCCUGACUAGAGCCCCCUCCUCUGUCCUGAUUCCAGAGAGGCCCAAUUACCCUCGCAGGUCCUCGUUGGGGGUCUACCGAAGACUCCAGAACCACUUGCUUCUCUCUCCAUUUGGCCCCACCUCCCAGCUGCUGGUGUUUGUGGAGUUUCCUGGCUCCUUUUAUAGUGUUAACACAAAAUCACUGCCUCAUCCUUGCCUCUGUCUACAGAACCAGGACAGAACAAUGCAGAAGUUCACCCAAGAGCGCCUUGGGGCUUUGGGGGUGGGAUCAGUACCCACAAGGGGGGGGGUCGGGUCUGUAUGGGGUUGUCCAUGCAACUGUGUGUGUGCGGGGAGCGUAGUGGGAAAGGGCUAAUGCCAGAGCUCUGGAGGUCAGUCUUAAAACAUUGAGGGCAGAAGGCAGAGAAGUUGCAGGGGGGCGGGGGGUAGUUUGGGUCCUGUGGGUAGUUUUCCUGCGUAAGCACUAAAGCCCCUCCCCAGAUCUGCCCUGCCUCUUUACUUCCAGGUGGUCAGUAGCCUCGAUCUCGUCUCCCCCGUUCUCCACCCCCCCUCCCCAUCUAAGUGGCAAUAUUUCUUGAAGCUCUUAAACCACCAAGGACAGAAGUGGCCUUUCGCGUUGUCUGCGUCAUGCCAUGUUGGUCAUUAUUUUUCCUUCCCCCUCCCCCGUUGUGUGUAUGUGUGUGUUCUGUUUGAAUAAAGAGAUUCUAUGGCUGUA
Molecule: messenger RNA, 5415 nt
Organism: Sphaerodactylus townsendi
Lineage: Eukaryota; Metazoa; Chordata; Lepidosauria; Squamata; Sphaerodactylidae
Gene: PPP6R1
Product: protein phosphatase 6 regulatory subunit 1
Exons: 24
Coding region: 183-2777 (864 amino acids)
Cellular component (GO): cytosol; nucleus
Molecular function (GO): protein phosphatase binding; protein phosphatase regulator activity
Source: RefSeq, a predicted model, not a curated record